This is a messenger RNA of Papaver somniferum (opium poppy), 882 nucleotides long. RefSeq lists its product as uncharacterized. The transcript has 3 exons. The record is from RefSeq and is a predicted model, not a curated record. Bases 1 to 882 code for a protein of 293 amino acids. NCBI's taxonomy places the organism in Eukaryota, Viridiplantae, Streptophyta, Magnoliopsida, Ranunculales, Papaveraceae.
AUGGAUCAGUUGCCAUCAAUUGAUGAGAUUCAUGCAGCGGUUUUUGAUUUGGGUGCAGAUAGUGCGCCAGGGCCAGAUGGGUUUGCUGGUUUUUUCUAUGGGCAUUGUUGGGAGAUUAUCCGGGAGGAUUUGGUUAAUGCUAUUCUGUUUUGUUGGUCUAAUAUAUUCAUUCCUCACGGCGUGAAUUCUAGUCUUCUCAUGCUUCUGCCUAAAGAGAGAGGUGCUAAUACUCUUCGUAACUUUAGGCCGAUUGGUCUUACUUCAGAGAUGGUGAAUGAAACGCAGAUUAAGCGGAAACAUAGUAAUGUUAGGUUAAAACUUGAUAUAACUCAGGCAUUUGACGCGGUUAGUUGGACUUUCAUCUUGGAGGUGUUUCGAAGAUAUGGUUUUUCUGAGAGUUGGUGUGACUGGAUUCUCCAAAUUCUCAAGUCUGCUAGAAUUUCGGUUCCCGUCAAUGGUAGCCCGGAAGGUUUCUUCAGUAUUGAUAGAGGGCUUCGUCAGGGUAACAUGAAGAGUUUGAGAAAUCUGGUGGAUUUUUUGGGUUUAUAUCAACGUGCUUCGGGUCAAACAGUAAGUCGAGAGAAGAGUAAACUAUAUUUUGGUGGUGGUUCUUUGAAUAUGAGAGCUACUAUUUCUGCUUUUCUGGGGAUGCCUAUUGCUAUUUUUCCAGAUAGGUAUUUAGGGGUUAAGGUUAUGCCUGAAGCCAUUAAAUAUCAUCAUGUAGCCAAUGUUGUUGAGAAGAUCAAAGAACAACUUGCGGGUUGGAAGGGAAGGAUGCUUUCUUUUCAAGACAGAGUGGUGUUGGUAAAAUCUGUGUUAGCUAGUUAUUCGAUUCAUAAUAUGGCUGUUUAUAAGUGGCCAAGAAAAUUUAUUCAUGUGUGA